Messenger RNA from Caretta caretta (loggerhead turtle), 2569 nucleotides. It is a transcript of the gene SEPTIN10, whose product is annotated as septin 10. Gene Ontology annotation, molecular function: GTP binding. The record is from RefSeq and is a predicted model, not a curated record. NCBI's taxonomy places the organism in Eukaryota, Metazoa, Chordata, Testudines, Cheloniidae.
CCCGCCCCGCGCGCGGACCCUCCAGCUGCGGCCGGUUACAUUCCAACCGCCUGGAGCUUCCCGCGCGCCUCGCCCCUCCCCCUCCCGCGGCGGCUGCCCGGUGUCAUGGCUUCCUCCGAGGUCGCUCGGCAGCUGCAAAAUGAUAAUUGUCGACCCUUAUCUCUGUCUGGCCAUGUUGGUUUUGAUAGCUUACCAGAUCAGUUGGUUAACAAAUCCAUCAACCAGGGCUUCUGCUUCAACAUUCUUUGUAUUGGGGAGACUGGAAUUGGAAAAUCAACCUUGAUAGAUACUUUGUUUAACACCACUUUUGAUGACCGCGUAUCAACACAUUUUCAACCAAAUGUAAGACUCCGAGCUCAGACGUACGAACUCCAGGAAAGCAAUGUUCGGUUGAAACUGACCAUUGUAAAUACAGUGGGAUUUGGUGACCAGAUAAACAAAGAAGAUAGCUAUCAGCCAAUAGUGGAUUACAUAGACGCACAAUUUGAGGCCUACCUCCAGGAAGAACUGAAAAUUAAACGCUCCUUGUACAACUACCAUGACAGUCGCAUCCAUGUCUGCCUCUAUUUUAUUUCACCUACAGGUCAUUCCCUUAAAACGCUUGAUUUGUUAACCAUGAAGAAUCUUGAUAGCAAGGUGAACAUUAUACCAGUCAUAGCCAAAGCAGACACCAUUUCUAAAACUGAACUACAGAAGUUUAAAAUCAAACUCAUGAGUGAAUUGGUUAGUAAUGGGGUCCAGAUAUACCAGUUUCCAACAGAUGAUGAAACCAUUUCUAAAAUUAAUGCCACCAUGAAUGGACAUUUACCAUUUGCUGUAGUGGGGAGUAUGGAGGAAAUGAAGGUUGGAAACAAAAUGGUGAAAGCUCGACAGUACCCUUGGGGCAUUGUUCAAGUGGAAAAUGAGAACCACUGUGACUUUGUAAAGCUUCGUGAGAUGCUUAUUUGCACAAAUAUGGAAGACCUGAGAGAACAGACUCAUGCACGGCAUUAUGAGCUGUAUAGACGCUGCAAACUGGAAGAGAUGGGCUUCAGAGACACAGGCCCUGAAAACAAACCAGUCAGUCUACAGGAGACCUAUGAAGCUAAGAGGCAUGAGUUCUUUGGCGAAUUGCAGCGGAAGGAGGAGGAGAUGAGACAGAUGUUUGUGCAGAGAGUCAAGGAGAAAGAAGCAAUAUUGAAAGAAGCUGAGCGAGAGCUGCAGGCUAAAUUUGAACACCUUAAACGACUUCACCAAGAAGAGAGGAUGAAGCUGGAGGAAAAAAGAAAACUCCUGGAAGAUGAUAUGAUUGCAUUCAAUAAAAGAAAAGCUGCUACUGAGUUACUUCAAGCACAGGCAUUUGCAUCUACACCUAGCGUUAGUUUGAAAAAAGACAAGGACCGUAAAAACUUUAUGUAAUACAGAGGAUUAUGGAAAGCAAAUGUUAAAAAUUAUACAAGUAAGCUAUAGUUUCCUAUGCUUUUUCUUUUUCUUCUGUAUUUCUUACCAAACAAGAAUUUGGAAAAUGGCCAUUACUACUGCAAGUUACAGAAGAAAAGUAUAUGGUCAAUAUGCAUACAGCAUUGUAAGUUACUGUCACAUUAAUAUAAUUUAAUGAACAUUUCCAUUAAGCAGCUACGUUGAUAUGCCCUUAUACUUUAUGUGCAUAUGGCCAAGUCACAUUUAAGUGCAUUGUACCAAAGAAAAUAUCUCUGCCGUAAACAGUUUUCAUUCAUAAUAUGAAUGCUGUAGUAGAGAAGUAUUCAGUGAAGAUAUAUAUUAUAUUAUAGCCUUUUGAAAGUAAUUUUGAUACAUUAUGUUUACUUACUAAACAGCACUUAAUGUAACUUCUGAAGUGUUUUGAAAUGUAUUAAAUAUUUAAAUCUGCUCAAAUAACCACUUAUUAAUUUUGCUGACAAUGGUUUGUUUUUUAUAGAAACACUGUCCUGAUUUUGUGAUCUAAGCUUUCUGAUGAAAACAAAUUAUGGUCUUCAGUGCUGUAGUGUUGCAUGCUAAUAUAUUUGUAGUUGACAUUACUAAUUGAAGACCAAGUCAUUUAAAAAUAUGGUCUAAUCUACUUUCAUCUGCUUUUCAGUCUUUGGCCUCUUUACAUGUAUUCCGUGGUUCAGAAGCUGGGCAGUUUUAAAAUUAACUGGGCUAUUAAAGACACUCGAGUAACUUUACAAACACGAAUAGUCCCAUUUAUUUCAAUGAGACUACUUGCGUGCAUAAGUUAAACACGUGUAUAACUGUUUCCAGGAUUGGAGCCUUACUUUAUUUGUAUCUCUUUACUACAUAAAGACAAACUGUUUAGUGUCUUACAGAAAAGGUUGAAGAAUCAUUUUUUAAAAACAAACUUCAGAAAGUAGCCGUAGCUUUGUAGUGUUAAAAUUAUGUCAUACAACUAGAACAGAUGGCUAAACUUCCCUUUUGUUAACUUCAGCAUCUUUAGGUUAAAGCACAUUUAAAACAAUCCUUAUAUUUUAAAAGUCCCCAAUAACUAUUUAUCUGCAAUAGUCUAUAGACAAUGUAAUUCUCCAAAGAUGACUUGUAUAUUACUAUUUUUUAAAUAAAAUAUUAGUUGCUAAAA